Molecule: messenger RNA, 1671 nt
Organism: Nerophis lumbriciformis (worm pipefish)
Lineage: Eukaryota; Metazoa; Chordata; Actinopteri; Syngnathiformes; Syngnathidae
Source: RefSeq, a predicted model, not a curated record
AUGGGAGAAAUGAGAUCACCUUCACCUCCCCCUCACUUGGAUCUGAACAACUUUGACUCUGCUGAUGCAGAAAAAAGCAGGUAUGUUUUAACAAGCCCCCGCUCCUUGGAGUCCUGUGCGCGACUUGGCAUCCAACCUGUUGAGCUCCUGAUGAAAUCGCUGAAUGAUUUAUUGUCUGAGCAGUGUGGCAUGCCUUCAGAGGCAGUGAGAGUCAUGUACGAAUCCAGGGAACAAGAAAGAAGGAAGCUCUUGCAAAUGUGCCGAGACGAAAGGGAGAGGAUUAUCCAGCAGGUUGCCAGGUGGCCGAGCCCUAAGAAAGUUACCAGGCGAAAGGAUGACACUGCUGUUGCUAAGACAAUGGAUCCUAUUCCUUAUGCAGAUUUGUGUAAUAGGGACAGAUGUGUGAGUAAAACAUCCUGCUCUGCUUCAGAACCAGACAGGAAGACUCUUUGCAGUCUAGGUGACCUAAGACCUUCCCCAGCUAUCCAGAUGAAACUUCAGAGGCUCACUGAAGACAUCAAGAGGGAGAUGUGUGUCCCGAUAUCACAGACAGAUCGCAAGAUUGCGGCUCUCAUGCUAGUGAAGCACCAAGAGGAGGUUGACCGCCUCAGUGAAAGGCAACGGAAGGACGAGGAGCGAGAAGAGGCCCGCAGGCUGCAGGUGGCCCGGCAGGCACAGGAAGAGAAAAGAAGGACUGAAAAGCUGAUCCAAAGCGUACAACGUUGGCACGAGGAGCUGGAGGCCCGCAGGAGGCUGAGAGCGCGCCAGGAAAAAGAAAGAGCAGGACAACUUAAAAGAGAAGUGAUGCUGCAAGAGGAGAGAUGGAAGAGGCUGAAGGAGCAGGUGGAGGCACAGCGUAAAGGACAAAUGGCAGCUGCAAAGAAGGAUGCUCAAGGGAGGAAAUACUGCCAGGAAAAAGUGCUGAGGGAAAUGGAGGAGGUAGACACAAGGCAACGAGACUUGGAGAUGCAGAGGGCUGUGGAAAGGGAGUGGAGAGCAAGGAGGUGCAAAUUACGCUUGGAGAAGAAGGAGAAGAAGCGUCUUCGGGAGGAGAACAGAAGGGAGCUGCUGCACCACAUCUUCCGAAAACAACAAGUGGAAAAACAAAUGGAGGAGCAGAUGUCACGUUUGAGAGAGUCACUGGAGAGGAAGAUGCGGCAUUCUUGUGACAAAUACGCCCGUGACGUGGAGGCCCGGCUGGUGGAGCAACAGGAACGAGCGGCCCAGGAAGAACAGCAGAUUCACAAAGCACAACUUAGGGCCAAGCUGCAGGGCAUCCAGCAGCUCACGCACAAACGCAAACUGGUCAAGCUUACUCAGGAGCGGACAGAGAGAGCCGCCGAGCAUACGGCAACCCAGCAAAGAAAGAGAGUACAGCAGACGCAUCAGCACAACAAAUGGAGGCAGCUGCGCCACCAACGACUACGAGAGAACGUUCGGAGAGAGGAGGAGGCAUUGAGGAAAGUGAGGGAGAGCAACUUCGCCAUAAAGGAACUGAGGCGCCAGAGGCUGCUUGGAGAGCGGGAACACAUCCGACAGGAGGCGCACAAGCAGGCCGUUGCAUCCUUUCACUUAAGGGAACGAGUGAGACAGCAGACGCAAAAUCGCUCUUUUGCUCGGAUGGCUCAGGAAGCUCACCUGACCGCCUCCAUCGGCCGCAUGAACCUCUGA